GAGUGCAACGUCACAAACAAGCCUGUUGGCUUAGGUUAUGGAUGAGUGGAGUGCUUCCCAGGAAUCUCUUCUCAUCCACAUCUCUCUCUCUCUCUCGCCUCCCUUUCCGCUCAUCUCUCUUUCUCUACGCGUUCUUUCUGUGUUUAUGUAUCAUAGGAAUUUGGUUUUUUGUUUCAAUUUGUAAGUUCUUGUGUGGCGUUUGUUGAAUAUUGAUCCUCUUGUUGUUUGCAACUAAAGCAAGCAAAGGCUUUUUCGGUACUCGAAUUAGGAGAGACUAGAGAGUAGCUAUCUUAGUUAGUUUUUAAGGUUUGGGGGCUAUCCCAUUUGGGAACUUGUUUUCAGUCCUUUUUCUCUCUUUCUCUACUCUUUUGUUCUUUUCAUUUUACAUCAUCUCUUUGUUUAUAGCUUCAAGUUUCUAGAACUUGCUGAAAUCAAAACAAAAUACAAGAAGAGUUAUCAGGAAGAAACUGAGAAAUUCAAAGCAAAAGGAAAUGAAAUUUAGUCGGACGGGGGAAUAAACUGGAAUCAGCUACUGUUCUUGCAUUUACUGCUUUCCACUUUCAUUAGCUUCUAAGUUAGGGUUCAUAAGUAGAUCUCAGGACAUUCUGUCACAGAUAUUAUGAAGUUGAUAUAUAUGUAGAGGGUCAUAGGCUUUGUUAUCACAAGUUAACCUUGUAGUUUGUGUCAUCAUCACAAAAUCCAGAAAUUCAAUAUAAGGGCUGGGAGAGAUGAUGAAAAGUAAGGUGGUGGAAGAGAACAUGUCCAAUUUGACUUCAACAUCUGGUGAAGUAAGUGCUUCUUCAGGUACCAGAAUUGAGACUGGCACACUAUACCCACAACAGUCUUUUGCUUCAACAAAUCAAGCUCCACCAUCAAAGAAGAAGAGAAGUCUUCCAGGCAACCCAGACCCAGAUGCAGAAGUCAUAGCUUUGUCUCCCAAGACACUCAUGGCAACAAAUAGAUUUAUAUGUGAGAUCUGUAACAAAGGGUUUCAGAGAGAUCAGAAUCUUCAGCUUCAUAAAAGAGGACAUAACUUGCCAUGGAAACUAAAGCAAAGAACAAACAAGGAGGUGAUCAGAAAGAAGGUAUAUGUGUGCCCGGAGCCUACAUGCGUGCACCAUGACCCAGCUAGGGCUCUUGGAGACCUCACGGGAAUCAAGAAGCACUUUUGCAGAAAGCAUGGUGAGAAGAAGUGGAAGUGUGAAAAGUGUUCCAAGCGGUAUGCUGUUCAAUCAGACUGGAAAGCUCACUCCAAGAUUUGUGGCACAAGAGAGUAUAGAUGUGACUGUGGAACCCUUUUCUCCAGGAGGGACAGUUUCAUCACGCACAGGGCGUUUUGCGAUGCUUUAGCUGAAGAGAGUGCAAGAGCAAUUACCGCUGCAAACCCACUCCUCCCCUCAAACCAACCGGGCUCUUCAGUUUCACAUAUGACCAAUCUGCAACCCCAACUCCAUAGCGACGCCCUCCAUGCCCUAUCAGUGAAAAGAGAACAAGAUCAUCUUUUCAUUGCAGGAGUGCCAGCAGAUAGUAUUCCACCGUGGUUAACUUGCCCAUCAGGAGUCGGAGCUGGGCCUGGUCCCCCCUCAACGAAUCUUUCAUCAUCAUCACCAUUAUUUUUAGACCACCCAUUGGCACAAAAUGAAAACCCUAGCCAAAACCCUAGUUCUACACUUCCUCCAUUCCAGGCUCCCACAGCUUCUCUACACAUGUCUGCAACUGCACUCCUGCAAAAAGCAGCUCAAAUGGGAGUGACAAUGAGCAAACCCUUGCAAUCAGCUGCAGCCAUGCAAAGACCUCACCAGCAGACUCACAUGUCUGGUUUCACUGGUUCCACUUCCGCAUCUUUAGCCACGUCUACAGCUGGUUCUGGUCUGGGUUUGUCCGCACGUGAAGAGCUUGGCAGUGGGUUUCCCCAUGAGUUGGCAUUUUUUGGGAAUAAAGCUGCUGCCACCUCUGGUUUCAUGGAACAGGCAUCUGCAACAAAUAGUACUGCAGGUGCUGGAGCCGGAGCUGCAGCUCCUUCUCUACUCCAUGAUAUGAUGAGUUCUUUAUCUUCUACAAGUGGGUUUGACGGGUCUUCAUCUUUUGAACAGUCUUUGAAUGGGAUAUUGGACACAAAAUUAGGAAACAGCACUUUUCAACAAGCUACUCUCUCAAAAAGAACAGAAUACCAGUUAAGCAGAAGUGAUCAUGAAGGUAGAGGUAGUAGUGCUAGCAGUAAUAUAGGAGGGAAUGAUGGGUUGACAAGAGAUUUCUUGGGUCUUAAAGCUUUUCCUUACAGAGAUUUCCCUAAUUUAGCUGGGCUUAAUCGUAUAAACUCUUCUUCAGCAUAUGGGCAACAGAACCAGCACAGUCAAACCCCGUGGCAAGGUUAGGUUGUGGUUCCUUGCCUUUUCAAGUAAUUAUUAUCCCAAUCUUUUCCAUCCAAAGAUCAGAAAGCAGGAGAACUACUGCGGCCUACAAUUUCCGUGGUAACUUAAAUUAAAGUUGUAUCAUAGUAAUAUUGAUGCUGAAUAUAGUUCUCCUCGGUGUUACCCUCAUAUAGUUUAAGCCAUCUUUUCGAUUUUCAUCAUUUUGAUUACAAUUUAAUUAUUUUAUAUAUGGAACAACUCUCUUAUCUGUUCAUCUAUAUAAGCUUAAAAAAGAAAAAACAGCAACUGUACAUGGAAGCAUUAGUUCAUCGCUUCUACGUACAUUUCUUGUAUUUA
Messenger RNA from Theobroma cacao (cacao), 2708 nucleotides. Its product is annotated as protein indeterminate-domain 7-like. Gene Ontology annotation, cellular component: nucleus. The record is from RefSeq and is a predicted model, not a curated record. Lineage: Eukaryota; Viridiplantae; Streptophyta; Magnoliopsida; Malvales; Malvaceae. Gene Ontology annotation, molecular function: DNA-binding transcription factor activity.